AUGGCUUGUUCUUCAACUUCAUCCAUUCAGAAGAGCUUCAAGUAUGAUGUGUUUCUGAGUUUUAGAGGUGAAGACACUCGUGCUAACUUCGUUGAUCAUCUUUAUCAUGCUCUUCACCAUAAAAGUAUUCACACAUACAAGGACGACGUGAGAAUCAAGAAAGGGAAAAGAAUAAGUGAUGAGCUCAUCGGAUCCAUUAAAGAUUCAAAGUUCUACAUCAUUGUUUUCUCCAAGAACUAUGCAUCUUCUUCUUGGUGCUUGGAUGAACUUGUGAAGAUAAUGGAAUGUCACAGCACCAUCGAGCAUACCGCUUAUCCCGUCUUCUAUGAUGUAGAACCGUCUGAAGUCCGGAAACAAAGCGGGGCAGUAGCGGAAGCAUUUGCUAAACAUGAAAAUGAAGAGUCUGCUGGGAAAUGGAGACAGGCUCUGAAAGAUGCAGCGGAUCUGGCUGGGUGGGAGUUGAAGAACACCGCUAACGGGCAUGAAGCUGAAUUCAUCCAAAAAAUCGUUGAAGAGCUUUCACUAGAGCUACGAUCUAUCAGUUUCAAUGUUGAUGAAAAAUUAGUAGGAAUGGAGACCCGGGUCAACGAUGUUUUAUCAGCUUUAGGAACUGAUUUUGAUGAUGUUCGUAUGGUGGGGAUCAAGGGGAUGGGAGGUGGUGGGAAGACAACUUUGGCAAGAGCUGUUUUUGAUCAAAUCUCCUUUCAAUUUGAAGGUAUAAGCUUUGUUGAGAAUGUCAGGGAAGUUUCAAGCGCAUCUUUGUUUGGUUUGAAGUCUUUGCAAAAUCAAGUCCUUUCAGAUGUUUUAAAAGAUAAAGACAUCAAAGUAAGUAGUGUUUAUGACGGGAAACACCAGAUGAAGAGGAGGAUGCAUGAUAAAAAGGUUCUUGUUGUUCUAGAUGAUGUGGAUCAUAUAGACCAACUUGAUGCGUUAGCCGGUGAACCUGAUUGGUUUAAGCCGGGAAGUAGGAUUAUCAUUACAACAAGAGAUGCGCAGGUUUUGGUAGCACACAGAGUAAAAUUUAUUCGUGAUGUCACUCUGUUAUCAGAUGGAGAAGCAAUUUGCCUCUUCAGUAGGUAUGCAUUUGGGAGAGAUAUUCCAAUUCAAGGGUAUGAAGAGCUAUCCAGACAAGUUGUACGUUACGCUGCUGGUCUUCCCUUAACGAUGAGAGUUUUGGGUUCGUUUCUCUGUGGUAAAAUUGAGCUUGAAUGGGUAGAUGCCUUAGAAAGGCUUAAAACAAUCCCAUUAGCGGAAACUUUGAAAAAACUAGAAUUAAGCUAUAUCGGUCUAGAGGAGGAUUACAAGGAAAUAUUCCUGGAUGUUGCAUGCAUCAUGAAAGGUUGGCGGAAAGAUAAAGCAGUCAAAGUGCUUGAAAGCUGUGGAUUUCAUGCUAGAAAUGGUUUAAGAGUUCUUCAACAAAAAUCUCUCAUAACUAUUAAUGGUAAUUCUAAUUAUGAAUGGGUGGACAUGCAUGACCAUAUUGUAGAAAUGGGCAGGAAUAUUGUUCGUCGGCUGCACCCCAAUAAACCUCACAAACAUAGCCGAUUGUGGAUUAAUGAAGAAAUUGAAGACAUAUUGGCUAAUGAAUUGGGUACUAAAGCAACAAGAUGUAUACGAUCUACCAUGACAUUCAAUCUGGAUAUUGCUAUAAAAGGUCUUGGAAAGAUGAAGAAACUUAGGUCUUUACCCAAAACAUUUCAAGCAAAUAAUCUUGUUGCACUUGAGAUGCCGUACAGUAAGAUCGUUCAAUUGUGGGAAGGGGGAGAAAGAAAGGUUCUUAACAAGCUGAGAUUCCUUGACCUCAGUUAUUCAAAAUUGAGUACCUUUGACCUUGGGCUUACUCCAAAUCUUGAAACCCUGACUCUUCGACAAUGUUCUGAUUUGGUAGAACUUCACGUGGCAAUUGGAUGUUUAAAGCUCACGUGUGUCGACCUUGAAGGUUCAAGGUUAAGGACCGUUGACCUUGGUCUGGCUCCAAAUCUCGAGACUGUGAUUCUCUCUGAAUGCCAUAAUUUGGUAGAACUUCACAUGCCUGAUAGAUGUUUAAAUCUCAGGUCCUUACUACUCUCUAAUUCCAAGUUGAGUACCCUUAACAUUGGGCUGACUCCAAAUCUCAUGUCUUUAGAUCUUAAAAAUUGCUACUAUUUGGGAGAUUUUCACAUGGCUGGUGAAUGUCUAAAGUUGACCAAGCUCGACAUUAGUCAUUCAAAGUUGAGGACCCUUAACCUUGGGUUGACUCCAAAUCUUGAGAAAUUGGAUCUUGAUAAUUGUUAUUGUUUGGAAGAACUUUACAUGGCUGAUGAAUGCGGAAAGCUCGCGUAUCUAACAAUUAGUCAUUCAAAGUUGAGGACCCUUAACCUUGGGUUGACUCCAAAUCUUGAGAAAUUGGAUCUUGAUAAUUGUUAUUGUUUGGAAGAACUUUACAUGGCUGAUGAAUGUGGAAAGCUCGCGUAUCUAACAAUUAGUCAUUCAAAGUUGAGGACCCUUAACCUUGGGUUGACUCCAAAUCUUGAGAAUUUGGAUCUUGAUAAUUGUUAUUGUUUGGAAGAACUUCACAUGGCUGAUGAAUGUGGAAAGCUCGCAUAUUUGAAAAUUAGUGAUUCAAAGUUGAGGACCCUUAACCUUGGGAUGACUCCGAAUCUCAAGAAAUUGGAUCUUCAUCAUUGUUAUUGUUUGGAAGAACUUUACAUGGUUGAUGAAUGUGAAAAGCUUGCCUAUCUAAGAAUUAGUGAUUUAAAGUUGAGGACCCUUAACCUUGGGUUGACUCCAAAUCUUGAGAAUUUGGAUCUUGAUAAUUGUUAUUGUUUGGAAGAACUUCACGUGGCUGAUGAAUGUGGAAAGCUCACCUAUUUAAAAAUUACUCAUUCAAAGUUGAGGACCCUUAACUUUGGGCUGACUCCAAAUCUCAAGACGUUACAUCUUAAAGAAUGUAGUAAUUUGGUAGAACUUCACACUACCAUCGGAUGUCUAAAAAAGCUUGCCCACCUAGACAUAAGUGGUUGUUUGGGGUUUAACUCUUUUUUGUUUAACUUAAAAGAUUAUACUUCUUGUAGUGUGGAUGAAUCACUUGAGGUCGGUCCUUUAGCCGAGUUACAUAUUAUCGUAAACUCCCUAGAAAAUUGCCCACUUCACCCUGACAAUAGCUUGCCAAAGUUUCAGUUUAAUUGUUUUUAUGAAGAAGAUCGACCUUCAGUGACUGGAAAUCUUGAGAUGCUUAUUUCUCUAGGUAUGUGUGCUUGCACAAAUCUUGAGACUUUUUCAGGAAUCCUUUUUGGGUUACGAUCUUUAAGAUUGCUUAAACUGGAAGGCAAUAUUCUAGAGGUUCUUAAGAACUUUGACCAGUCAAUGAAGGUCGAUGAGUUAAUUUUGUUGUCUCCAACGAUUAAGCAUCUUCCGGAUAGCAUUUGGAUGUUGAAACAUCUGAAAUCUCUUGAACUUAAUCUUUGUGUGUGGCUUGAGAAGUUACCUGAGGAUCUUGGCCAGUUAGAAUCUUUAGAGAAGCUGAAUUUGUCAUAUACAAAGAUUAAGCAUCUUCCAGAUAGCAUUUAUAUGUUGAAACAUCUGAAAUCUCUCGAACUUAGAUUCUGUUGCUUUUUUGAGAAUUUGCCUGAGGAUCUUGGCCGAUUAGAAUGUCUGGAGGAUCUAACUUUAUCUUCUACAAUGAUUAGCCAUCUUCCGGAUAGCAUUUGCAUGUUGAAACAUCUGAAAUCUCUUGAGCUUAUUUCUUGUUCGUUGCUCGAGAAGUUACCUGAGGAUCUUGGACGAUUAGAAUGUUUAGAGAAGCUAUCCCUAGAGAAGUGUGAAUUUUUACAAGAUAUCCCGAAUAGCAUCGUUAAGAUGAAAUCAUUAAAAUGUUUCCAUAUCCCGUAUUGUAUUCGAGUUGAGAAGUUGCCUGAGGAACUUGGAAGUUUAGAAUGUUUAAAAGAGAUAGAUAUAGAAGGUACAAGCAUAAGUCAUCUUCCACAGAGCAUUUUUUUGCUGAAAGAUCUACAUAUUACUGGGUCAAGAGGGAUUGCUCAAAGGCCCGGGAAAGCCAAUUCAGAAAGAACUAUUGUAACAGGACAGAUGUUUGAUAUAGUAAACUUCAUGGGGCAUCUACAAUUGAAUAUAUAUUGGCUAGAGACAAUAGAGAUGGAAAAUCUGUUGAUUAAUGCACAUGUAUCACCAUGUAUUCAGCUGAAGCCAGGAAAGAAAGUAGAGGAAAGAUAUGAUGAAAAAUUGAUGGAACACACACUUGGAGAGUUGGAUGAUGCACGAUGAUCGGAAACAAGUUUCAACAACUACUAAAAAUUAAUUAAAACUCAUUCUUAUCGAUCCCUCAUUUCUUCGAGAGCUAGUGUGCCUGUGUUUGAUGUCGAGCUUUUUCCUUCUCCUUCACCUCACUUCCUUGAGUCUUGUCAUAAUCUUCAAGAUCAAAAACAGUAAAUCAAUUAAACGAAUUAAAAAAAAAAAAUCAGUUCUUGAUUCUGUGAUCAACAAAUCUACCAGGAUGAUUGCCAUGGACGUCCUUAUCUUCAUCGUCAUGAGAAAGCGAUUGGUUGCCUCCGCUCUUUGGCUCCUGCGGAUGCCUGUUGGAAUCUUACAGUUUGGAAGACCGGAGUUGCUUUUCCGGCGAAGUUGUUUGAGGUGGCGAAGAGAGUAGAAACGGCUGGUUUGGUUUGAAUCGGAAAGGAUUUGAUGGCGCUGAACAUAUCCGUGUUGCUUCUGUUUUAAAGUUGGGAUCGGAGAGGGAGGAUUUAUGAUGAUGAUAAUGGGAGAUGAAUAUGUGAGGGGUUUUACACGUGGCAUGCAGAGAUUGACACGUGUGGUCUUGGAAAACGUUGCAUAAAUGGCUGUUUGACAUUUGCCAGUGAGAUGCUGAAGCUCGUCUCGAGACAUUGAAAAGAAAAGGAAAAAACUGAAGUAUUCGAUGUCGAUAGCUUAGGGCUUAAGGCUUGAGGAUGUCGGCAAUUGUAUAGCAAACACGUCACACAUCAUCGCCUCCGACAGAGGAGAGAGGGAAGGUGGUUAACGAUUGAUUUGUUUUUAUUUUUUAUUUUUUUUUUCAAUUUCACACCGUUUAAAUUUAUCAAAUUUAAUUUUCAACCACCUUUUAACCCAUUACAUGUUUCAACUAUUUCUUAAAAUAAAUAAAUAAAAUAAAAUAAAAACUAG
Messenger RNA from Lactuca saligna, 5154 nucleotides. The record is from the annotation of a GenBank genome assembly. NCBI's taxonomy places the organism in Eukaryota, Viridiplantae, Streptophyta, Magnoliopsida, Asterales, Asteraceae.